This is a messenger RNA of Ostertagia ostertagi, 198 nucleotides long. The record is from the annotation of a GenBank genome assembly. NCBI's taxonomy places the organism in Eukaryota, Metazoa, Nematoda, Chromadorea, Rhabditida, Trichostrongylidae.
AUGGACGACGCACCGUAUAUGAUCAACACUCAGGCUUCCCUAGAUGACCUCAAUGAGAAAUUGGACAGCAAGGUAACGAUAGAGCAAUUUCGGCCUGUUAUUGUGGUGGACAAAUGUGAAGCCUUCGACGAAGAUAGAUGGCAUUCUAUUCAAAUAGGAGAUGUGGCGCUGCAAUGCACAAAACCAUGUGAACGGUGA